AUGCAGAGCGUUGUCACUGUUAUCAUGCCAGUACAUAUCUCAGGGUUUCAGACAUUCCGGCAGUUCCACCUUAUCGUUGGAAGAAGAAGGAGUACUGAAGUGUUGGAUGCAAACUUGACGUGGGGUAAUGAGAGGAGUUACCCGGAGUUUACCGAAUGUUUCCAGAAUACCGUUAUUCUAUGGUUACCGAGCAUCUUGUUGGUAGUGACCGCGCCCCUGUAUCUAUACAUCCUUCUGAAGUAUGAGGACGCAUAUGCGCCAUGGAGCUGGAAAAGUUUGGGCAAAAUAAGCUUGGUCGUGCUCCAGUUAUCGGUUCGCUACCUUCAGCUAGGACGGACGGACGGUGGAUCCUGGGGAAUCCGGCGUUUCGGAUUACUAACAGAGGGAUGCUUUUUGUUUUUGCUGAUUCUCUACACACACAUAGAAAGAAAGAAGGGUUUCGUCACUUCCGGUAUCCAGACAAUCUAUUGGUUCCUUGCCUCCCUGUGUUGGACAUUGCUCUGGUACUCCAAGAUGGUGAAACAGGGCUAUGAUAGCAACUCGGACGAGAGCAUUACUAUGAAAACGUACUUGGCGUUAUGUCUAGUGCAGUUUAUACUCACGUGGUUCGCUGACAACCCUAACGAAACCAAGUCUGAGAGAGAAUGCAAACUUUUACAGUACUCCUUUGUAUCAAGGUGCUUUUUCCUAUGGUUUGACAGUUUCAUGAGCCUGGGGUACAAACGGCCGCUUGAAGACAAGGACAUAUCAGCUAUGAUGCCUAAUGACCAGCCAGAGAUUGCUAUACCGAAAUUUGAGCGCACAUGGAAACUUGAGCAAGCUAGAUUAGAAGAGAAAUACAAAAUAUCUGGUAUUGAAGAAAGAGUUGGGCUAUUCAAAGUUAUGAUCAUGGCAAACUGGCCUGUCCUGCUUGCAGCCAAUUUACUUAAGCUUUUUGCUGAAGUAUUUAUUCUGUCAAAGCCGUUCGUUACCGGAUUGUUAGUUGGAUUUGCAGAAGAUCUGAACCAGCCGGCAUGGAAGGGAUUUAUUUACUUGUUCGUGGGGGUCAUAUGCCUUAUGGGAGAUGAUGUCACGUGCGGGUAUAUGCGGCAUCUGUGCCAGUCAACAGCUCUAAGGUUGAAUCAUUGCCUGAAGAGUGCUAUCUUUAAAAAGGCAAUGAGGAUGACAAAUAAGGCCCGUAACGAGUCAACUGUUGGUGAAAUCGUCAACGUUUUCGGACAGGACGUGGGGCAAGUGCAACAUUUUGUGGCGUUUCUGUUCUGGCUAUGGUGUGUUCCAUUUGAGCUGCUUGCGAACCUAGCUAUACUGUGCAGCACUGUAGAUUAUGCCGGACUUGCCGGAGUCAGCGUUCUAGCGGUCGUAAUGCCGCUUAACAUGUAUUUUGCGCGUCAAGGACACAGCACUCAUCUUGCGCGGAUGGACAAGAAAGACUCCCGCAUAAAACUGAUGACGGAGGUUUUGAACGGUAUAAAGAUUUUGAAAUUAUACGCCUGGGAAAUGGUGUUCGGUGACAAGAUCUUGGAACUACGAAACGAAGAGAUAAACAUACUUCGGAAGCAGCGGACUUUCCGUAUUAUAGCAUCAAUCUGUUGGACUCUUGCACCGUUUAUGAUGAGUUUGGUAACAUUUGCAGUGUAUGUACAUAUCAGUGCUGAUCAUAUGUUAACGGCAAAAACGGCCUUUCAUGCCAUGGCAACGUUUGGGAUGCUUACACACACAUUUAAUGCCCUACCACAUAUUGGGCAACAUUUUAUGAGGUCAUUUGCUUCUAUAAGAAGAGUGGAGAAAUUUCUAAAUAACAUAGAAAUACCAGAAGAUAUCGUUUCAAACAGCCCCUCAGAUGACGCCAUCACAAUAAAUAAAGGCACUUUUACUUGGGACAAAAAGCUUGGACCAUGUCUUCAAAAUAUAAAUAUGACAGUUCCGAAAGGCAGUCUUGUAGCAGUAGUUGGAACAGUUGGUUCAGGAAAAUCUUCGCUUUUGUCAGCGAUACUUGGUGAGAUAGAAAAAGAUGCAGGCGACGUGAACGUUCAUGGCACCAUUGCGUACGUUCCUCAGCAAGCUUGGAUACAGAAUAAUACAUUAAAAGAUAACGUAUUGUUUGGUCAUAAAUACAGACAACAGACUUACAACGACGUUAUAGAAGCUUGUAGUUUGAAAAGAGACUUGGAAAUACUUCCAGGGAGAGAUAUGACAGAAAUCGGCGAAAAAGGUAUAAACCUUAGUGGUGGACAGAAGCAGAGAGUUAGCAUGGCAAGGGCUGUCUACUUCAACUCUGACAUCUACCUUCUAGAUGAUCCAUUGUCAGCUGUCGACGCUCAUGUUGGCAAAGAUAUAUUUGAAAACGUAUUAAGUGAGAACGGGUUGCUUAGAAAUAAGACACGUGUGUUGGUUACCCAUGGAAUAACAUGGCUGCCUCGUGUUGAUAAGAUUUUUGUGAUUGAACACGGUGAAAUCUCAGAGACUGGUACUUACGAGCAACUGAUGGAGAACAAAGGAGCGUUUGCGGAGUUUAUACAGAAAUACAAACAAGAAGAAAAUAACUCAGACGACGAAGAGGAUACUGUUGAUGUUGUUCGUAGUUCUGAAGUUAGUGUAAACGAAGGAACUGACGCAGAACUCAUCAACGAUUUGCUGGAGGCGGCGGACAAAGGCACACCCAUCUCAUGCUCUUCAGUUGUCUUGGAAAGGCUGAUGUCAGACAGCGGGUACACUUCGGAAACUACCGAAAUGUCAGAUAUGAAUACUAAAAGCAAAAGUAAAGCAACUAAGAAAGAAAUGAAAUUCAAAAGAUCUAUAUCACGUGCGAUUUCUAUAGAAGACAAACAAGAUCACAAAGAACGCCCUAAGAAACUGAUUAGAAUGGCAACUUUUGAUGACUCUAAUAAAAUGAAUGAGGAAAGAAUAAAGAGGGAAUCAGAAAAGAUGGAUACUGGCAAAUUAAUUGAUGAUGAGGAAAUUGAAACUGGAAAGGUUAAGUUCAAAUACAUUCUUCCCUAUUUCAAAGCGAUUGGAACUGUACCCUGCAUAUUGAUACUGCUAUUUUUCCUCGGAUUUAAAUUAUGUGAGAUAGGACAGAGUGUUUCACUUAAAGACUGGACAAGUGAUGGCCAACUCAACAAUCUGACACUGAUGUCGAGCGACAGUGAGGAGAGAUACUACGCCAAUAUGUACUAUAUACAAAUUUAUUUAUUCAUUGGAAUCAUGUAUUGCAUUACCGAUCUGUCUACAACAACUAUCCUUGCGUAUGGAGUUUUACGAGCGUCCACUGUACUGCACGAGAAAAUGUUGAAAAAUAUUCUCAGAGGACCAAUGUCUUUCUUCGAUACCACACCAGUGGGUCGUAUAACUAACAGAUUUUCAGGGGAUAUUGAACCGUUGGAUGGAGCUAUAUCCGACCAUACAGAAAGAAUAUUACAUUGUAUAUUUGGUCUGAUCAGUAUAUUUCUUGUAAUUAUGACGUCACUACCAAACUUCGCCAUAAUGGCAGUACCUAUCUUCUUAGCUUAUAAUGAGAUUCAGAAACGUUUUGUACCUGUGCGUCGUCAGCUAAGCAGGAUGGAGUCGAAGAAGCGCUCCCCAGUGUACAGUCAUUUCACAGAGAGUUUGAAUGGUGUACACGUCAUCCGGGCAUUCAAUAUGCAGGAGAAGUUUGCUGCUGAGUCGGCAAGUAAAGUAAACGUGAUGUGUGAGGUCUUUUGGCAAAACAGGACUGUAGAUAGGUGGAUAGAUCUACGCCUAUGUGUCUUGAACGUGCUAUGUUUUGCUGCUACAACGUAUUUUGUAAUCAUGGAGCGGGAGAGGCUUGAUGGUGCUGUCGUUGGUAUGGUCAUCACAUUCGUUCUUCAGCUGAACGGAAAUUUAGAAUGGUUUGUGCGCAUGUCCGGGGAAAUGGAGAGGGAUGUAGUAUGUAUUGAACGCAUUGGAGAAUACUCUUCAACAAAGCAAGAGGCACCUCUACAUACAUCUGUUGUCCCACAGAAAUCGUGGCCAGAAAGCGGGAACGUUGAAAUCAGUAACUACUCAGUGCGAUACAGAGAAGGACUGGAUCUAGUCUUGAAAAAUAUCAACGUCAAUGUGAAACCGGGUGAAAAGGUAGGAAUAGUUGGGCGCACUGGUGCGGGCAAAAGCUCAUUGACGUUAGGACUAUUUCGGCUAAUAGAACCUGCUGCAGGAAGCAUAAACAUAGAUAAACAUGAUAUCAGCCGGCUUGGACUGUUUGAUCUAAGAUCAAACCUUACAAUCUUACCACAGGAACCAGUUCUGUUCUCGGGAACGUUACGGACCAACCUGGAUCCCUUAAAGGCAUUUACGGAUGAAGCAAUAUUUACAGCCCUUGAACAUGCGCAUCUGAAGUCUUUCAUAGAUACGCUUCCAGGAAAGCUGAGUUAUGAUUGCGGAGAAGGUGGACAAAACUUGAGUGUUGGACAGCGACAGCUUAUAUGUUUGGCUCGAAGCUUGCUUAGAAAGAGUAAUGUACUAGUACUAGAUGAGGCCACAGCUGCAGUAGACAUGAAGACGGAUGAAUUAAUACAGAAUACUAUCAGGAAGGAAUUUCAGGAGUGCACUGUGCUAACCAUUGCUCAUAGAUUGAAUACUAUUAUUGAUUAUGACAGGAUACUAGUAUUAGAACACGGAGAAGUGAAAGAAUUUGACAGUCCAAAACUUCUUCUUCAAAACAAGAAAUCUGCUUUCUACGGUAUGGCAAAGGACGCUGGGCUGGUUAAAUAGUACGACAAAUGUCUAGGACUAGGUUUAAUCAAACAGUACAUAAAUGAUAGAGUGAAAUACAAAGUUUUAGUAAAUGUCUUAAAAGUUUGUUGGUCUGCAAUGAGGUGAUAUAACAUUAUAUGAAUGAAGGAAUAUAUUACGCGAAUUGUCACAAUUCUAGAACAAUAUGAGAAAGGUUUAUAACAAGUAUGGAUUGUAAUACUCAAAAGUUAUUUCGUGGAAAAAUACCACUACAAAUCAACGAAAUAGGCAAUAUUUGAAACAAAUUGUUGUGUCCAAACAAUUUAUUUUUUGUCCGUACGUCUGAAUUUGUGUCGUGCAUUAUCUCAAUUUCUCAAAAAGUAUUUGACCCAGCCAUCAAACCUCACAGGAUUAUUAUUCAGCAUGUGCAGUUUUGCACCUGGUGUUUUAAUUAGGAUCUCACACAGCCAGAUCAGAGUUAUGGCCUUUGACUUGGUCAAAAGUAUGAAUAUAAAGGUCGUAAAAGUUUGUGUCACUUGUAUCUCAAAACGUAUUUGACCUAGGUUAAAUAGGGUCAUGGAACAUAAUAGGAAUAAUAUUCAACCUUUUAAGUACUGUACCUGGGUUUUUGUUUGAAACCACGUAGGAAUAUUUUUCAGCAUGUGAAAAUUUUGUUUCGAUUUCACUCUGCAAGACCAGAGUUAUAACUCUUGACUUAGUCGAUAAUGUCCAUUAAUGGAACAAACGUGUGUGCCCUGAUCUCAAAAUUGUCUUGACCUAGAGUCAUUAAUAUUUAAUUUAGAAAAUUGUUAUUACAUAUUAAGUUGUGCACCUUAUGUUCUCUUUGGGUUUUCACUCAGCUAGGCAAGAGUUAUGGUCCUUGACUCAUUGAAAAAAUAAACAAGUACUUUAAGGUUAAUAUUUUAUAUACUUUGAAAAUAUUUCACCUAGAGUCGUGAAACCAUGUACAGUGACAGGAAGUGGUGGAACCUGUGUGACGAGUACUAGCUAGGUAGAACAUCAAGGCAUGUAUUGAAACAACCAAUCAUUCCAGGGCGGUGCCCCAAAAUGUUUCUUGAUUUGUUCGGUUUGUCCCUGUUGUCCAAUUAUUGUACUUCAUGCAACUAUUUUUGUGUAUAUGUCAUCAUUUACACUUUAUGUACUCUUCAAACUAAACAAUCGUGUAGGGUUCCUUACUGUGUAGAAUUCAUUCUCAUAUCUAUUCCAAGUGGAUCUAAAUGUCCUUGUUUGAUAACAGGUUUUCAUUUCGUGUAAUACAAUAUUUUAAAAGUUUGUUGGUUUUAUUAACAUUGAAAUGUUUCUUCAAUGCUAGCUAUGAUUAUUGUCCUUUUCUGGCAAUUACCUGUUUA
Molecule: messenger RNA, 6062 nt
Organism: Mercenaria mercenaria
Lineage: Eukaryota; Metazoa; Mollusca; Bivalvia; Venerida; Veneridae
Product: multidrug resistance-associated protein 1-like
Exons: 31
Coding region: 1-4731 (1576 amino acids)
Biological process (GO): transmembrane transport
Cellular component (GO): membrane
Molecular function (GO): ATP binding; ABC-type transporter activity; ATP hydrolysis activity
Source: RefSeq, a predicted model, not a curated record